AGACACUUCCUGUGGCAGAGAAAAGAGGUAGUGAGCUGGUGUUUCAGGAUGUGAGGGCCCGCAGGAGCGGAGCCGGGCUUUCUCUGUUGCCUGCCUGCCACCGUGCAAGCUCUGGCCGGGGCUGCCCACAGUCCCCAUGGUGGGAUCUCCUCACAGCAGGGACCCGUGAAUAGCGGCGGCAUGCCAGGGAAGCCCAAGCACCUGGGUGUCCCCAACGGGCGCAUGGUUCUGGCUGUCUCAGAUGGAGAGCUGAGCAGCACGGCGGGGCCUCAUGGCCAGGGCGAGGGCCGAGGAAGCUCCCUCAGUAUCCACAGCCUCCCUAGUGGCCCCAGCAGCCCCUUCCCCACCGAGGAGCAGCCUGUGGCCAGCUGGGGCCUGUCCUUCGAGCGGCUGCUGCAGGACCCGCUGGGGCUGGCUUAUUUCACUGAGUUCCUGAAAAAGGAGUUCAGCGCUGAGAAUGUAACUUUCUGGAAGGCCUGCGAGCGCUUCCAGCAGAUCCCAGCCAGCGACACCCAGCAGCUUGCUCAGGAAGCCCGCCAUAUCUACCAGGAAUUCCUCUCCAGCCAGGCGCUGAGCCCAGUGAACAUAGACCGGCAGGCCUGGCUAGGCGAGGAGGUGCUGGCAGAACCCCGACCGGACAUGUUCCGCGCACAGCAGCUCCAGAUCUUCAACCUGAUGAAGUUCGACAGCUACGCGCGCUUCGUCAAGUCUCCGCUAUACCGCGAGUGUCUCCUGGCGGAGGCCGAGGGACGCCCCCUGCGGGAACCUGGCUCCUCCAGCCCGGGCAGCCCUGACUCCACGAGGAAGAAGCCGAAGCUGAAGCCCGGGAAGUCGCUCCCGCUGGGCGUGGAGGAGUUGGGGCACCUGCCGGCUACUGAGGGCUCUGGGGGUCGUCCCCUCCGCAAGUCUUUCCGCAGGGAACUGGCAGGCGGAGCCCCAAACUCAGCCUUACGCAGAGAGUCCCAGGGCUCCCUCAACUCCUCCGCCAGUCUGGACCUUGGUUUCCUUGCCUUUGUCAACAGCAAAUCUGAGGUGUCCCCAGCAGGUGUAUGUGGGUCAGCGGGAGGACCUGUCUCUAGGCGCCACUACAUCUGGCAGAGCCACCGGAAGAGCCUUGGGAGCACAGAAGGUGAGAGUGAGAGUCGGCCAGGGAAGUACUGCUGCGUGUACCUGCCUGAUGGCACAGCAUCUUUGGCCCUGGCACGACCUGGCCUCACCAUCCGUGCCAUGCUGGCGGGCAUCUGUGAGAAACGAGGCCUCUCUCUACCUGACAUCAAGGUCUAUCUAGUCGGCAAUGAGCAGAAGGCCCUGGUCCUGGACCAGGACUGCUCGGUGCUGGCGGACCAGGAAGUGCGGCUGGAGAACAGGAUCACCUUCGAGGUCGAGUUGGUGGCUCUGGAGCGCGUGGUGCGGAUCUCCGCCAAGCCCACCAAGCGGCUGCAGGAGGCCCUGCAGCCCAUUCUGGCGAAGCACGGUCUGAGCCCGCAACAGGUGGUGCUGUGCCUGCCAGGCGAGAAGCAGCCGCUGGAUCUGGGGAAGCUAGUGAGCUCGGUGGCGGCCCAGAGACUGGUUUUGGACACUCACCCAGGUGUGAAGAUUUCCGGAGCUGGAGACGUAGCCCAGUACUGCAGUCAGGGUGGCCAGCCUAGAGCCCAGAACAAGGCCACCCAUCCCCCUCCACUGUCCCUCAACUCGCUGGCCGAGGCGCCCAGUAGUAUCCCUGGGAAGCGGCAGACCUGUGACAUUGAAGGCUUGGUGGAGCUGCUGAAUCGAGUGCAGAGCAGUGGGGCCCAUGACCAGAGGGGCCUUCUGCGCAAAGAGGACCUGGUGCUUCCAGAAUUUCUGCAGCUGCCAACCCAAGGGCCCCAUUCCCAGGAGGCCCCACCACAGACUGUAUCAGAGGUCCAGCCCAAGGGGGACCCCUCGGACUCCACGGCCCACGCGGCCCUCUGACAGCCGCCCAGCAGUCCAGGCCAGCUGCACGGCACCUGGCGGGCCAAGCAUGCUGUGGGCCCGCUCUGCAUGCUCUGUCUGUGCCAUGAGUGUCCUUGGCCCCUUCCUGCCACGGGCAGGCCCGCAGGAAGAGCUGGAAGGCAGUGGAGAGCGGGCUCAGAGGAGCCACACCCCACAGCUGCCACCACUCGGUCCCUCAUCGGUUCACUCCCCCAACCCUUGCUGCCAGGCCACUGAGGGGAGGUGGGGCUGGCCUCCCCAGUACAGGCAGGCCCAGCACAGAGGGGCAGCGUUGGAGUGCGAGCCUCCCCACCCCGGGGCAGAGCCUCAGCAGGGAGCAGGACGAGGGGCUGGCCCCUCGGCAGGGAGCUGGUAUGAAUAAGUCCUGGGGGUGCGGGUGGGCAGCCCCUCACUACUCACACAGGCGCUGCUGGACAUAUGGAUUUUGAAGUUGGCCUGGGGCAGCUGGGUUUGUCCUGGAUGUAUGAUAUUGUUAUUAUAAUAGUAAUUAUUAUUCUCCCAUGAA
Messenger RNA from Mustela erminea (ermine), 2479 nucleotides. RefSeq names its product regulator of G protein signaling 14 (gene RGS14). Gene Ontology annotation, biological process: regulation of G protein-coupled receptor signaling pathway; signal transduction. Lineage: Eukaryota; Metazoa; Chordata; Mammalia; Carnivora; Mustelidae. Bases 181 to 1953 code for a protein of 590 amino acids. The transcript is spliced from 16 exons. Gene Ontology annotation, molecular function: G-protein alpha-subunit binding; microtubule binding; GTPase activator activity. The record is from RefSeq and is a predicted model, not a curated record.